UCAUUUCCACUAUUUUUCAAUGCAGAAGGGGUUUGUGUGCAAUUGAUUUAUUUUCUUUCAACAUUCGUUUUUCCGUGAGUGUCGAUCAUGGAAACAAGACCAAACAACACGAUUUACAUCAACAACUUGAACGAAAAGAUCAACUUGGAAGAAUUGAAGCGGAGUUUGUACGCGAUUUUUUCUCAGUUCGGUCCAAUUUUAGCGAUUCAUUGUAGAAAAUCGCUGAAGAUGCGAGGACAGGCUUUCGUUGUGUUCAAAGACGUUACGUCGGCUGCAAAUGGACUGCGAUCUUUGCAAGGGUUUCCGUUCUACGAGAAACCCAUGAGGAUCCAGUUCGCCAAGAAGGAAUCGGUCGACAUAAGCAAGCUGAAGGGCAUCUACGUGGACUUGCCCAAGAAGGACCGAACGCAACGAGAGACGCAAGCAGCGAUUGCGAGUCUGGAUUCGCGACGUGCCCGGAAAAAGGCGGCCAGGGAAGCGUCCAAGGAUCAGCGACAGAAGGCGAAGCAAGCAGCUGGCGGCAGUGGCGGCACUUACACCCAGCCGAGACCCUAUCAAAACAUGGGUGAUCAGCCGCCGAAUCAGAUCUUGUUCCUUACCAAUCUCCCGCCAGAGACGACUGAGAAGAUGUUGCACACGCUCUUUAGCCAGUUCCACGGGUACAAAGAAGUCAGGUUGGUGCCGGGUCGGCAUGACAUUGCAUUUGUGGAGUUUGAAACUGAACUGCAGUCGAAAGCUGCCAAGGAGUCGCUCCAGGGCUUCAAGUUGACGCCGACAUCUGCGAUGAAGAUCACCUUUGCGAAGAAGUAAAUGUGUCAAGUUGAAAUUGUUUUUAUCUGAUUUUUGUUUUUCGACGUCGGUUCAAAGGAUUUGUUCUUUUGGUUUUCUGUUGGAAAUGAACGUUUUUUCGAUUGGUCUCCUACUGAAAAGGACA
This is a messenger RNA of Notodromas monacha, 934 nucleotides long. NCBI's taxonomy places the organism in Eukaryota, Metazoa, Arthropoda, Ostracoda, Podocopida, Cyprididae. The record is from the annotation of a GenBank genome assembly.